Aspergillus candidus is the source of this 1130-nucleotide messenger RNA. RefSeq names its product putative pre-mRNA branch site protein p14. The coding region runs from base 142 to 483 and encodes 113 amino acids. The transcript has 5 exons. Gene Ontology annotation, cellular component: ribonucleoprotein complex; cytoplasm; nucleus. Lineage: Eukaryota; Fungi; Ascomycota; Eurotiomycetes; Eurotiales; Aspergillaceae. Gene Ontology annotation, molecular function: mRNA binding. The record is from RefSeq and is a predicted model, not a curated record.
CUUGCCUCUGCUCUCCCUGUCUCUUCUUCGCUUUCCCUCCCUUCUUGCCUCUUCUUCUUUCCCAAUCCUGUCUCGUCUCGUCUCGACUUCAUCUCUCCAUUUGAGCCCUCCUGUCUAGGCUGUCUUUUUUCCCACCCGAGAAUGAGCCGGAAGCUCGCCCCCGAAGCCAAUCGGAUUCUCUUUGUCAAGAACCUCAACUACAACGUGACCGCAGAACAGCUCUUUGAUCUUUUCGGCAAGUUUGGUCCCAUCAGACAAAUACGACAGGGAAUCGCAAACAACUCCAAGGGCACCGCAUUUGUGGUUUACGAGGACGUACACGACGCCAAACAGGCAUGCGAUAAGCUCAAUGGGUUCAACUUUCAGAACAGAUAUCUCGUCGUACUAUAUCACCAGCCAGAGAAAAUGCUUAAAUCGAAAGAGGAUCUGGCGGAAAGGCAGGAAAAUCUGGAACGUCUCAAACAACAACACGGUAUAGAAUGACGUUACGGAUUUUCUUUUGUCAGUUUCUUUGCGUACCCUUUGCAGGCACAUCGCCGCACGUUAUCAUGGGCUGGUUGUGGGGUUUCUGGCGUUUUCACUCCGAUGGGUUUCAUGGCUCUUCUCCGUCUGGAUGGUGGCCGGCCGGUGGACGGAUCGCUCGCGCGGGUCACCGAUCCCUUGGGGAACGGAUACAGAAUGGGUUUUGUUUCAUCCUGGGAUCAGGUCCAAUUAUACCAGUUGAAUCUCUACUAUCAAUAUAAUCCUUCCAAUGGUCGACCACGGUCGGCGAUCUGACCUCAAUCUGUCUGAUUGCUUCUGGAGCGGGGUGUGAAUUGGCGAGUGCAAGACUGACUGUCCGACUAAUUGGUAGACUGGUCUACAUGGGUGUUUCUACCUAAUGUAGGGGUCUGGUGGAGUAUGCACUGAUCGCCCAACGGCCGGCUCCGACAGGCACCAGGCACUUCCUCUCCAUAGUUGGGGACAAGCCUCCUGUACGUAUGCCUAAUCUGGUUGAUAUGCAUCAUGCACUACGAACCCUGUAGCGUAUCUGAAGUCGCGUGUACUAGUACAGGGUAUCUUCUACAGUAUGUAUAGUAUCAUGUACAGUAUCAAUCUCGAUCAGAUAGGACAUGGAAUUUAUGGUGUCG